GUAUGCGGAAGCGGGUGGCACUGGAGCUCAUAUGCAUCCUGGCCAUUUGAAUCUUGUAUGGCACGUCUGGGAAACAAGUCGAGGGAGACAUCUCACUGACCCAGCUGUUCGCUCGUUUGUUGCGCCGCAUUCCGUGCGGAUAUCGGGCAGAGAUCCUUACAAGGAAAACUCCACGAUCAACGGCGACUAUGAACUCGUUAAAAUUGUGGAGGGGAAACCUUCGUACAAAAAGGUGGAGAACGACCACGUGAUCCGCUUUUGGCCGGCGGAAGAGCGAUGGAUCAUCGACCUGGAAGCCGGCACCUGGGCUUAA
Messenger RNA from Cladocopium goreaui, 313 nucleotides. NCBI's taxonomy places the organism in Eukaryota, Dinophyceae, Suessiales, Symbiodiniaceae. The record is from the annotation of a GenBank genome assembly.